This is a messenger RNA of Mugil cephalus (flathead mullet), 2285 nucleotides long. RefSeq names its product putative monooxygenase p33MONOX. The record is from RefSeq and is a predicted model, not a curated record. The coding region runs from base 288 to 1271 and encodes 327 amino acids. The transcript is spliced from 8 exons. NCBI's taxonomy places the organism in Eukaryota, Metazoa, Chordata, Actinopteri, Mugiliformes, Mugilidae. Gene Ontology annotation, cellular component: cytoplasm.
UGAGGGGUGUGUACAUUGGCGCUGUGCGUCCGUCCGUGCGCUCUGUUUGCUUUUCGCCACGUCCAAAAGUCAUGGAUGAACCAACCGGCGGGCAAACAUGCUGGGAUCCUUCAUUCAGUCUGUCGAGUCGGCGUGACAGCGGCGAAGAAAUCACUGCAGCUGCGGAGUAAUUCAAACAGGACAGGAAAACACUGACAGGUGAGGUUCAAGUGCAACGUCAAGUGGAGUGUAUAUGGUGAAACCUCGACCUCUGCCUCGUGGUCAGCCUCUCGUAUCUGGUGUACACCAUGGCCUCCAGACAGGGAGACAUUCCAGCCCUUGAGUCUGGCACAUCGCCCGGUCUUUUCGGUGCCUUAUCGUCUCCUAUUGGAAUGAUGCGCCAUAACAUGAGCUAUGACGAGCAUUUGGAUGCCCCCAUGCACUCACCUCCUCCAGACUUGGCUGUCAACAUCUUAUGGAAAGACCCUGUCAUCCCACAGCACAGGUUCAGAAACACUACAGAGGAAAGGGAAAGUGGUGGGAGGUUAGUGACAUUUGAGGCACCAACACCACCCAGGUCACCAGUCCCUGCGGUAAAAGCCAAAGCCACUUCUCUGAUGAGCUCACUUAUGAUCAAGCAAACCCAUGAGAACCUGCAGAAGUUUGAGCACCAGGCAGGACUGACAGACGCUGGCUAUUGUCCUCAUAAAGGCCUGUCUGCUGAGGAUACCCGCUUUCACCGACUGGGUGAUGGCACACUGCCUAAGUUGAGAAUGCCAAGCGGGGACUUCAAGGAGGAAAGGCUUACAACAUCAGCACAAUCCACCCCAAGUGGCACCCCUUCUGUCACCCCCUCCGUUACCCCCAGUGUCACCCCUUGUGUUAGUCCCCACUCAUCACCAGCUCUUAGUCGCAGGAGCUGGUUCCAGCUGGGUUCUGCACCGUUUCUAACUGUACCGGACAGUCCCAACCCCCACGCUGACAUGGGAGGCAAUGAGGGAGGAGGAGGAGAUAGAUGGAGCUUCUUUGGAAGUCGGUCUGUGGUACAGAAGUCCCCCACUGAUCCUGGCUCUGACAGCAGCACAGGCUUCUCACUGCAGUCCUACUUCGGCCUGCCGAAGUCCUCCACCAUGGAUGGUACCAACACCCAGAUCAACCUCAAGGUGGAGGAUCCCGCCAGCUUCAUGCCCCCCAAGAUUGAGAUUCCAGGCGUGGAAGCCAAGCGGGUACCCCCACGGCCACACAAACUCAAACCUCGGGACAUGAACGUUUUAACACCUUCGGGCUUCUGACAUCGGACCAGCCGCGUAUUUACUCCUCUGUAGUGUUUCCCCCGGCUAGGUGCUCAUUUGCUUCCCCGUCUUCCUCCGACUCUUCCGCCUCCCUCCCCGCAAAUUCCCUGAGGCUGAGUGGAAUUAGAGCCACCAUCAGUAUUAACCCACCAGCCCCAGAGACAUCGCUGCACUGCAAUUCCACCCGAAGCGCCCGCGCUUACGGGUGGCAGGCUUCUGUCGCUCCACACUGUCACCCCUUCUGUCUCUUCUAACUCCCCGAUCCAAAUAAUAAACCAAAUGAAGCAACUUAGUUUUUGCCCCUGAAGAUGGUACUGCUUUUGUGUUGUUUUUGUCCUUUCGCGUACUGGGUGCGUCAGCAUGCUUUGCCUUGCUGUCCUCGUUCCAUCGUCAGCGAUGGCGUGAGACUGAAGUUGAAAUAUCUCGUCGACCCUCCGUAAAAGUAGAUCAGUUUAGCCUAGCGUCUCAUGCUAAAACAGACCAGCUAUUUCAACUCCUGAUGCUCACACGCCUGCCUCUUUUGUAUAUAUUUUUUUAAUUUUAAAAAAAGCUCGGAUUCGUAGUUGUGUCAGUGCUUUCUCUGUUGGCAUGCAGAGUGCAGUGUGGUGUAUGAUUGGUAUCGUGCCUCAAACUUGCUGCGUGUUUGCUUUUGGCACCAUUGUCGGCUAAAAAUCAGCUUUUUUAUUAUUAUUAUUAUGUGGAAGAGUAUGACUGCCGAGUUGAUUUUUUUUUUUAAUUAUUUCAAUUGAACUGUAUUCAUAUUGUCCUGCUUAAUAAUAUGAUAGUAGGCGAGUACAGUUUUUAUAUAAGACUGCAAUUUUAGUUUCACGAGCUGUAAAAAUACUAAGCAUUGAAGUGGUCGUUUUCGUUUUCAUUUUCAGUUUUUGAUUUUUAUUUUUUAUCUGUCAAAGAAUUCUUGCUGUUUUAUUUGAAACAAGUUGACGAAUUCCUGCAAUUGCACAAGGGAGAUCACCUCCCACUUACAUCUGUAAAUAAAUCGCAUCAUAAGCAAAA